CAGUCGGUGACAAUCAAUUCUUAACUGUCGCCAAAUCCACAUCGCCACUCGCCGGCCAUUGCGCCCCAUUCCUCCACAUUCUACCUUUUCUCAAUCGCAAACUUUCAUCUGCAAUUAACUGUUCUUCGUCGAACUGUUCAUCGUUUCGGAGAUUCAAUACAGAGCAGCGGAGGAUGGAGAUCGGUCGCGAAGUGGAGGCGGCGGACGAGGAGGAUUAUUGCACGACGCCGAAGCACAAGGAGAGCCGAAUUCCGGCGGCCUCGGAGUGCCCGCCGGCUCCAAAGAAGAAGAAGUCGUCGAGUCGGAUAAAGAGGGAGCCGCCGAAGAGCGGGUACUUCCAUCCGCCUGAUCUGGAAGCUCUAUUCGCUGUCGGCCGAAGAGCUGAAUCUUGCCUCUAGCCCGGCGGUAUUUCCUUGUACACGCUUAUCCGUAAUUUUCUUAUGCUUAAUUCGUUUUAGCAGUAAAAGGAAUUAUUUCUUUA
Messenger RNA from Diospyros lotus (date-plum), 481 nucleotides. Its product is annotated as cyclin-dependent protein kinase inhibitor SMR4. Gene Ontology annotation, biological process: regulation of DNA endoreduplication. NCBI's taxonomy places the organism in Eukaryota, Viridiplantae, Streptophyta, Magnoliopsida, Ericales, Ebenaceae. The record is from RefSeq and is a predicted model, not a curated record. The coding region runs from base 174 to 398 and encodes 74 amino acids. The transcript has a single exon.